AGAGUUGGAUGUGUCAGCAAGAUGGCGGCGGGACGUUGUGUGCGGUGUUGACGAGGAGCAGUCAGGAGGACGGCGGCCAUCAGACACGUCAACCGGGACUGAGUGAAUGCAGGCCUAACCUAACCUAACCCAACCCAACCCAACCCAGUCCAGUCCGGCCCGGCCCGGUGCAGUCCAGUUCAGUGUGCAGGUGUCCUUCGGACUGCUGUCGCCUUUGCUACUCUUGAGAUGAGCCGAGGAGUCGGGAACCGGCCGGGAGGGUGAUUCGCCGCUUCAUUCGCCGGCCUGGAGGGUACAAGACGUUAAGAGGAGGAUGAAUCUUCACCAGGUCUUAACUGGUGCCGUUAAUCCCGGUGACAGCUGCUUCUCGGUGGGCAACGUCGGCGAUGAACCGUUUACGGCUUAUGCUUCAGGAUGUGAUGUCGUGAUUUUAGCCAGUGAUUUUGAAAGACUUCAAAUUAUUCCUGGGGCCAAACAUGGAAAUAUCCAAGUUGGAUGUGUUGAUUGCUCCAUGCAUCAGGGAAAGAUUGCAGCAUCGUAUGGAAAUGUAAUCUGCAUUUUUGAGCCCAUUGCACUUUUAAAUCAGAAAACUAAGCCUUCUAUGCAGCUUAAUUAUCAAUGGCAGAAGAGUGGACAGUUUGCACUGGAGUCAGUGGUACAUAACUUAGCAUGGGAUCCGCAAGGAAUCCGUCUCUUGACGGGUUCCAAUUCUUUACAGCUUUGGUCCAAUGGAAAUCUGGAAGCUAAUAUUAAUGAGGAGGAAACUGCAGAUGAGACAGAUCCAAGUAAAGUUGGUGAUUGGACAUGCGUCUGGGAGUCUAAUUACAAGAAUGUUCACACCAGGCUUUUCUUAAUCAAUAACAAGAAAAUCACUUUUUACAUUCCACUGCUGCCUUCCAUCACUUCAUUGAGUUUGAGUGAAAAUGAAGAAACUAAUGGACCUUUUGUUGUUCAUUGGCUAAACAACAAGGAAUUGCAUUUUACCUUAUCAAUGGAGGUCUUUUUACAGCAGUUACGAAGGAACUUGGAGCAGCAAUCUCCAGAAUCUGUAGCAGAUGAUGGACAAAUGGCCGGCAAAUCUGAUGAUGAAAUUGAUGAAAACAGUGAAUAUCGCAAAGGAUUUAUGCAAUCUGUACUUUCAGACAGAAGUAAUGGAGAAAAGACCUCAUCGGCUGUCAUGAUUGAUCAUAAAAUUGAAGUGCUGUUAGCAGAAUGGAACAAGAAUGCAGACAUGCUCUUUAGUAUCCACCCAAUGGAUGGAUCCUUACUGGUGUGGCAUGUUGAUUGGCUUGAUGAAUAUCAGCCCGGGAUGUUUCGACAAGUGCAGGUUUCAUUUGCCUCGAGAAUUCCUGUGGCCUUCCCCACUGGAGAUGCAAACUCUCUCAGCAAGAGUAUUGUUAUGUAUGCCUGUACAAAAAAUGUAGAUCUUGCUAUUCAACAAGGGAAACUGAAGCCACCAGGCAUGACACAUUCCACAUCUGGCAUGUUAAUCUCUGCUGGCCAAAAUAAAUCAUCUGGUAGUUUAAAAUUGAGCAUCUUCACACCUAAUGUGCUCAUGAUUUCAAAACAUGCAGAUGGAUCCUUGAAUCAAUGGGCUGUCAGUUUUGCAGAAGAAUCUGCAUUUUCAACUGUCCUUGGUGUAUCUCACAAGUCACGUUACUGUGGUCACCGCUUUCAUCUCAAUGAUUUAGCUUGUCAUUCAGUUUUGCCACUACUGCUGACUACAUCCUACCACAAUGCAAUACGGACACCAGAUGAUGGAAAUCUGCAUAAUGAAAGCAGGAAUUUUCACUCUUUACAAUGCCAUAGUUCAGUGUCAAGAAAUAAAAGAGACAUUGGUACAGCUGCAGCAUUCCAGGAUUCCAAUGCAAUAUACAGUGAACUAAUUCUUUGGCGAGUGGAUCCAGUUGGGCCGUUGUCGUAUUCUGGAGGGGUGUCGGAGUUAGCCAGAAUCAAUUCUCUCCAUGUUUCAGCCUUUUCAAAUGUGGCUUGGCUGCCAACUUUAAUCCCAAGUUACUGUCUAGGCGCAUAUUGCAAUUCUCCUAGUGCUUGCUUUGUGGCAAGCGAUGGCCAUUACUUGAGAUUAUAUCAAGCUGUUAUUGACGCUAAAAAGAUUUUAAGUGAGCUUUCCAAUCCAGAAAUCGCUAGAUUUGUUGGAGAGGUUUUCAAUAUUGUAAGCCAGCAAUCAACAGCAAGACCAGGCUGCAUAAUAGAACUGGAUGCAAUCACUGAGCUUUAUGGAAAAGAGACUCAGUUACUUCACGUCUUUAAGGAGGAUUUUAUAUUAGUUAAUCAAUCCAAGAAAAUGCAGCAAAAGGGAAGACAGACUUCCACUGAAAACAGUCCUCAGCAGGAAGCAGAAGAACCACAUGAUGACUUUUCAGAAAAGUUCUUUUUGGUGGUCAUUGAACAUAAGCAGAACAAUCGUUCAGUAUUGCAUAUGUGGCAUUUACACCUGAAAUCGGAUCCAAUAUCUGUUGAUAAUGCUACUGAAACUGCUUUGUCACCUCUAGAGGAACAGAAUGGUUUUGCCUCUGAGAAGUUGCAUUCUCCUUUCUUCAAAAAAUACCAGGCUUGUAAAGCAAAUUUGCAAAGCGCCAGUCGAUUAGCUCUGAACUCAAAAAGAGUUUAUAGCCAAGAAUUAGCUCUGCCAGAGGGCGUGGAAAUCAUUAGAGCUACUCCUUCUGCAGGGCACCUGAGUUCUUCAUCAGUUCAUCCAGCUUGCCUUGCUCCAUAUCUUCUAGCAACUUCUUGCUCGGAUGGAAAGGUCAGAUUCUGGCGAUGUCAGGUGUCAGCUCAUUCAGCAUCAUCUGCAGCUGGGGAUAGCUUGGAGAGUAAAUUUUCCUAUUGUUGGGAAGAAUGGCCUUUACUGAUUGAAGGAGGAGUUGUGAACAGCAGUUCUGUGAGUGUACCAGGAAGACCAGUCGAUGUAAGCUGUUCUUACACAAGCCGACUUGCUGUGGCUUACAAGCAGUCGAAACCAGUUAAUGAACAUUCCAGUAAACACUUCACCAUGCAUGUGGGUAUAUUUGAAUGUGAAUCAACAGGAGGCUCACAAUGGAUUCUUGAACAGACAAUCCACCUGGAUGACUUGAGUCACACAGGUGCCAUAUUGGAUCCAAGAAUCAGUAUUGAUAGUAACUUAGUGAUUUACAAUAAGCAAGAAUCACAUUUGACUGAUCAUCAAAUGACUUUUGAAGCAAAACCUUUGGUUCACUUAGAUUGGGUUUCCAAGGAGGAUGGAUCUCAUGUCUUAACAAUAGGAAUUGGAUCUAAACUUCUAAUGUAUGGGCAGGUUUCUGGAAUGAUACAAAAUCAAGCCAAGAAAGAAGCACCAGCAGUUUUAUCUUUGUCUUUGUGGGAUAAUGCCAAAGAAGUAUCUCAGUCUAGAUGGGUGCUUCUCAGAAGUGUGGAUUUGGUUUCUUCUGUGGAUGGAUCAUUGUCAUUGCCAGUUUCACUUUCUUGGGUGCGUGAUGGUAUCCUCGUGGUGGGGAUGGAUUGUGAAAUGCAUGUUUAUUCACAAUGGCAACCACAUGACAAAUUGGAUCCCGUGAUAACUGAAGCUGAAAGCGGUAGUACUCCAUCAGUGGUUAGUCUGGCAAAAUAUGGCACUGCGAAUGGUUCCAACCCUUUCCUGUACAGAAAAAACCUGACCAGGUCAAUGACUGGGCUUGCUCAGAAAUUUGGUGGUAAAAAGAUACCAUUUCAAUGGAAUAUUGAAAUGGAGGACUCGGGCCUUUUUGAAGCGUCUCAUGAUUUGUCUCCCCCUCUGCCUCAGUACCAUCCUUUGCAGCUUUUGGAGUUAAUGGACUUGGGUAAAAUCAGACGGUCCAAAGCCAUCCUGUCUCAUUUAGUCAAAUGUAUAGCUGGAGAAGUAAUCACUAUAAAUGAUGCUGAAACAAGCCACGAACGACGACUCAGAUCUCUGACGAUUAGUGCAAGUGGCAGCACGGCAAGAGAUCCAUUAACGUCAAAUAAAAGUGAAAAUCCUGACUAUACAGAAAUAGACUCUAUCCCCCCUCUUCCUCUGUGUGCACUUUUAGCUGCUGAUGAAGAUAUUUCUCAUACCACUUUUGAAAAACCAAGCAAACGACCUAAUAUCAGCAAGAAAAACUGCAGACAGUCAACAGGAAGCAAUUAUGAUGAAUUAUUUGCAACGUCCAACCUCGGUACAGAUUUACUCGAUAGCUUCAGUGUUGAUGAUGACAAUAAACUGAAGAUUAUUGACCUUUCCCAGUACAGUCUUACCUACUUUGGUCCUGAGCAUGCUCGAGUCCUUUCUAGUCAUUUGUUGCAUUCCAGUCUGCCUGGUCUUACCAGUAUGGAGCAAAUGUUUUUAAUGGCAUUGGCAGAUACAGUGGCAACUAUCAGCACUGACAUCGGAGAGAGCAGAGAGAGAACCCAAGGUGGAGAGACCCUUGAUGAAUGUGGAUUGAGAUUUCUUUUAGCCAUGCGGCUCCAUACAUUCCUGUUGACAUCAUUACCUCCAGUCUAUCGAGCACAACUUCUUCGUCAAGGUUUAUCUACUUGUCAUUUUGCCUGGGCCUUUCAUUCAGAGGCAGAGGAAGAGCUGCUAAACAUGAUCCCUGCAAUACAAAGAGGAGAUCCUCACUGGUCAGAACUUAGAGCUAUGGGGGUAGGCUGGUGGGUGCGCAGCACAAACAUUCUACGCAGGUGUAUAGAAAAGGUUGCUAAAGCUGCAUUCCAGAGAAAUAAUGAUCCUUUAGAAGCAGCUAUAUUUUAUCUCGCGAUGAAGAAAAAGGCUGUAUUAUGGGGCCUGUUCAGAUCUCUCCAGGAUAAAAAAAUGAUGGAGUUUUUUGGAAAAAAUUUCAGUGAUGAUAGGUGGAGGAAGGCUGCGUUGAAGAAUGCCUUCGCAUUGUUAGGUAAACAACGAUUUGAGCAGUCAGCAGCUUUCUUCCUUUUGGGUGGUUCCCUUAAGGAUGCUGUUGAGGUUUGUCUCGAAAGACUUCAUGAUGUUCAGUUAGCUCUUGUAAUAGCACGCUUGUAUGAAUCAGAAUUUGAAGUGUCAUCCACUUACAAGUCUAUACUUGUCAGAAGAAUCCUGGGAUAUGAUACAAAGAGCAAAGACUUUAACCUUUCUCUAAGAAAUUCUGAUCCUGUAUUGCGGAGUAUGGCAUAUUGGAUAUUAGAAGAUUACACCAACUCUCUGAACACUCUGUUGGAACAGGGGAUGAAAGAAAAUGAUAAUUCCAGUGUGACAGAACACAGCAAGUCUACGUCAUGCAACCCUGGGGUAUUUAAUUUCUACAACUAUUUGCGAACCCAUCCACUUUUGUUGCGACGACACUUUGCUUCUUCAGAGAAGACAAUGUCACAGAUGGGUUUAACAGUGGAAAGUGGUCUGGCAGAUAAGAUCAGCUUAGCUGAAAGAAGGUUGUUCUUUUCAACUGCAAAUGCACACUUCAAAGCCGGUUGCCCAAUGUUAGCUCUUGAAGUUUUGUCUAAGAUGCCAGCAGUCACAGUGAAACCAAAGAAUUUACAGAAUGAAGCAAGCUCUUAUUUGACAGUUAAUUUUUCGUCUGAAGAAUCUGAACAUAGAGUUUUGCAUUGUGAUUGCUCGUCAUCAAUAGUCAACGGUUUGGGAUCAAAAGUUCCAUCCGAUUGGCUGUCAAACGGACAAUCCACUUCAUCUCUUAGUUUUGAUUGGAGUCAGUCAUCUCUAACUUUUGAGGACCAGCCAUUGGAAUUAAAAUGGGAUAGUGAUAAGGAAGAUGAAGAGGAGGAGAUUGGCCUGUCAAUGAAGGAAAUAAAUCCACCGUGCUCCACUGCUGCAAAGAUUGAAGGAGAAAGUUACUGUAAUUUCUCGAGUUCAGCUGAUGAUUUUUUAAGUCCAUCGGAAGAUGUCAUUGCAGCGCAGUUAAAAUUUGGAGCUUGUUUGAAGAUACUUACUACAGAGCUGCGUACAUUGUCUACUGGAUAUGAGGUUGAUGGUGGAAAACUCCGCUUCCAACUGUACAAAUGGCUUGAGAGAGAAAUUACAGCCCUACAGAAAACAUGUAAUUACAAUGUUGAUCUUGAAGCUAUCAAAGAUGGUUUUGAAGUUGCUGACAGUGAACAGGCAGAAAAUGGCAUAGUUGACCAAGAAAAGUCAUUACAUCAGCAAGAGUAUUUGCAGCGUAGGAGACUGUGGCUUCUGCAAAAUCAACCACUCCUAAGGAUGUUUCUUAGUUACUGUAGUCUCCAUGGGUCUCAUGGUGGAGGCCUGGCGUCAGUCAGGAUGGAGUUGAUUCUUCUUUUACAGGAAUCGCAGCAGGAGCAUUUGGUGAAACAGGUCACAAGUCCUUUCAUGCAACUUGCAUCAGUACCCCUCCUGUUUGCCUGCACCGCAAGUGCCAAAACUGUGGUGGCUAACCCUAGACUCCAUCUGAGCAACCUUACCCAGGACAUUGUGCAUACUAUUGUAGAAUUUGAUUCUCCUCCACAUCCAGACAUGCGAAAUAACAAGAUCUAUGUAAUGCACACUGUAGCAGCUUCUCUGUCUGCAUGCCUGUACCAAUGCCUUUGUGAUGGCCAUAGUUACAGUUCUUCGUAUGCAAACCAGUUCACUGGGAUGGUAUACCAGAGUUUUCUGUUUGCGCAGCAACGUUCAAACAGAGCAGCAAGUUUAGAUGGCACUGUAACUCCCAACACUUCCCCAGACCAAUGGCCAGGUAUAAAGGAACUAAUUCAUCUCUUGAAUUCUGCUGGAGAUGAGGAUAAACCCAAAUUGACAGUCCUACUUUGUGAGGUAUUGACAGCGGUUUACCUUAGUCUUUUUGCUCAUGGCUUGGGAACGCACUCCAGCAAUGAGCUCUUCCGCCUUGUAGCUCAUCCCCUCAAUAGCAAAAUGUGGGCUGCAGUUUUUGGGGGAGGUGCCCAGCAACCUCUGAAGAACCAAGUCCAACCUAAGCCUGUAACAGGAAGGUGGUUACCUGAGCAUAGUCAACAGCAAAUAGUAAUGUACUCCGUGGAUUGUGUGGGGUUUUCAAAAGCUCUUGCAAUCAUCAAUUCUGCGCGUUCUGGAAGUGCAGCAGAGGUAGAAACAAUAGAAGAGUUGCCUGAUUUAGAGCUGAAGCUUGAAACUCCUCAUUUCCAUAUAUCUGAGGCUGAAAUAGUUGAGGUUACUGCUGAGGUUGAAGGUGGUACUCCUGAUGAGCAUCACAACCGUUUCAAGGGCACAGGUUCAAAAGCAACAAACAGAGAAGCACCCUCUCAUAAUUUUUCUCUUCCAGUUGUCAGUCAGGACAUUCCAGUCUGUAAAGAGAAGUUUAUCCCUCCUGAACUUAGCAUCUGGGAUUACUUUAUAGCAAAGCCCUUCCUUCCCACAGUACAGAGCAAAUUUGAGUAUGACUCGGAGGAAAGUCAGGACAGUGAUGAUGAGGAAGAUGCUUUUGCUUCAGACACACAGCUUCAGGAGCAUUCAAAUCCUAACUCGUUCAGCUGGUCAUUGAUGCGAUAUGCUAUGGUACAGUUGGUGCUUCAUAAUUUGAAGAAGUUUUACCCAAUGGCAGGGCUGGAUCUUUCAGAGCUCCCAGUUUGUUCCCCUUCUUGCCAUGCAAUUUUAAAAACUCUUCAGCGCUGGGAACAAGUGUUACUUCGGCGUCUUGAAUUAUUUGGUGGUCCUCCUCAAGAUUUCAUCUCAAUGUAUGCCACUGAAGGCACAGUGUCUUCAGGUCCUGCUCUCCUCAUUCAUAAAGCAUUGCUGGAACCCACCAAUACCCCAUUCAAGUCAAAACACCACACCGCUCUUCCUGUUAAAAGACUUUGGCAAUACCUUGUGAAACAGGAAGAAGUACAAGAGAUUUUCAUCAGAAAUAUUUUCACAAAAAAAAGAUGUCAAAAUGAGUCAGUAGACCCCUCCAAUGAAACAGACAGAAAUUCUAUGAUGGAGGAACCUAGCAUCAACAAGAGUUGCAAUAAACAGGCGGAAGCUGAUUCUGGUUAUUCUGGUGGAAGAGCAAGGAUCGUGCAUAAAGAAUCUGACAUCAUUACAGCAUUUGCGAUUAAUAAAGCUAAUCGGAACUGUGUUGCCAUAGCCACAAGUCAUGAUAUCCAGGAGCUCGAUGUGUCUGCAAUCCUGGCUACCCAGAUCUACACUUGGGUUGAAGAUGAGUUUGAACUGGAAUCAAAAGGAUCUGAUGAGUUUCUGGUUGUUCAUGCAAGAGAUGAUUUUGGUGAUUUGCAGUGCAGCACACCCUAUACUCCCAGUGUUCCUGGCACUCCAAUAAAUAUGCCAUGGCUGGGCAGCAUGCAGACUGGCAGAGGGGCAUCUGUGAUGAUCAAGAGGAAUAUGAACAAUGCCAGAAGAAUGGCUUCACAUCCAACACUGCCUUAUUAUCUAACUGGUGCUCAAGAUGGUAGUGUUCGAAUGUUUGAGUGGGGUCACUCACAUCAACUAGCAUGCUUUCGACCUUCUGGCAACUCCAGGAUAACGAGAAUACGAUUUAAUCAUCAGGGUAAUAAGUUUGGAAUUGUUGAUGGCGAUGGAUUCCUGAGCUUCUGGCAAACAAGCCCAAUUGCUUUAGGAGCUACACCAAAACCUUACCUGACCUGGCAGUGCCAUAACAAAACUGCAAAUGAUUUUGUUUUUGUUAGUUCCUCUACUUUAAUAGCAACAGCCGGACAGUCUACUGACAACAGGAAUAUCUGCCUCUGGGAUACACUUGUGCCACAAACCAAUAGUCUAGUUCACGCUUUCACCUGUCAUGAUAGUGGAGCCACUGUUUUGGCAUAUGUAUCAAAGCAGCAACUUUUGGUAUCCGGUGGAAGAAAGGGUUACGUUUGUAUAUUUGAUCUACGUCAGCGACUGCUGCGUCAAACCUUUCAGGCUCACGAUUCACCUAUAAAGGCAAUUGCUUUAGAUCCAGCAGAAGAAUACUUCAUUACAGGGUCCGCUGAGGGUAAUAUGAAGGUUUGGAGUUUGUCUACUCACAACCUGAUUCACACAUUCUCAAAUGAGCAUGCUCGACAGUCACUCUUCAGAAACAUAGGAACGGGAGUCAUGCAAAUCGAGACUGGUCCAGCAAAUCACAUGUUCUCGUGUGGAGCUGAUGGAACAAUGAAGAUGCGAAUCCUGCCAGAUCGUUUUAGCACAGGAAGUGGGAAGUUAGAUAUCUGGCAAAAUGAUGUUAGAUUUAUACUAUGAUAAUAAUAUUGUUACAGAGCCCUUUGACUCAAUACAUAAUAUAUUUUAGUAGAUCUGAAUUUGUGUUAAGAGAACACUGGUGUCAACAUGGAAAUGUAUAUUGAGCUGAAGUCGAGUUUAUUAAUCCUUAAUGCACUGAUGCCUUAAGAUUGUAAGCUUAAGAAUUUUGUUAAUUAAAACUAGGAAUUAUUGAAUCUAAGUGUGUCAAAAUGUAUGAAUGAAGUAAUUUUAUUGUACAAUAAGAAAUAUGUUGCUGCUAAAAGAAAGCUUUUCUCUAUUGAUACAGGUGCCGGUAUUUUUUUUGAAGUGUCAAAAUGUACAGUGCUUUCAAGAGAAUAAAAUAGUACACGAUACAAUAAUUAUCUUUUUUAUGCUUGUAUUAAGAGUUUGUAUACAAUGAAGUUAUCAUUUGAACUGUGAGCAUUCCUUUUUUUUUUGGCCUUAGGAAGCCCCUGAAAUACAAGCUAUUAAUACUUAGUUUUGCUUAAACUCUUCAAACAAGAGAAUGUAGCUGGUGUUCCAGGAGUCUGUGGCAACAGAGAAUUAAAAACAAACUUGCACAGCAUUUUACAACAAAUGGAAAAUGAAACGUUUAUUUAAAAAAAAACUUCAUUUUGAACUAGAUCUGUAAAUAUAGCCCACUAAAGCUUAAAUGGUUCUUCCACUAAGACAAUAAUAUCAAAAUUAAUUAUCUUUUUUGUGUGCAGAUGCACACAGCCAUGGGGAACAAUAAGAAGUAACCCUUACUGCCAGUGCCACUUUGUCAGUCUAAUAAUGGAUGUACUGUAUUGCAGUCGCGUCAAGAUUACUCCGUAUCUGAUUUAAUAAUCAAUAACCCAUGACAUGGGGAAAUCAUGGACACAAAGCUCUAUCUUGUACUGUGCUGAUGUGACAGUAAAUGGUUUUAAAACAUUAUUUGACCUUAACAAUGUAAUUAAAACUUCGCUAUAACAAUGUCAGAAAAUAUUUGAAUGCUGCAGUGAGGCAGUAAAUUCAACGUGGACAGUUAUCUUAAACAUUUUCAGAUGGAAAAGAUUAAUGAUAUGCAGAGUUGUUCUGCUUUUCAAUAAAGAUACUUUGUAUGAUUAAAUGUUUAAAUACAAUACUUGAUUGAAAAUAAUCCAAAGCAGACUAAUAGCUUUUCUUUCUGUCACCAAGAAAUGUUGAAGUAAAAGCUGCAUAUUUAUAAAUUUGAAUUGGUUAUCCAUUGAUAGGAUAACUAAUGCAGAAUGUGUUAAGGAGUAAUCACUUAAAUUUUGAGCCAACGUCCUCAACUUCAGCAUUCAAUAUUUACCUCAACAUAUGUUAUGAACCAUUAUGAUCAGCAUUCCUAUUUAGAAGCACACAGCAUUUCCAUAUUUGUGUUGUUUCAAAAUGUUGUUUUUGGAUGUUUCCCAUCACUUCAGUUAGCAAUGAGGGUAGUAUAACAGUUUCCUGUAGACUGACUUUAUUGUCCCAGUGUCAGCUAAAGAGACCUACAGAAAUGAACACGGGAUUACCUGGCCAUUUUAUUGGUUUAAUUCCCUUUCCACACAAGGAAUAGCUAUUCUUGCCCACUUUCACUGAUCAAAACUGAGUGAAAUCAGGUAUUCAGCAGAUUGAAAAGCACAAAGCUAAACGUUUAGCUUAUCAAUCUAUUCAAAGCCAAAUGUCAUUGGUCCACUUUUUAACCGGCUAUUUUUGUGCGAGUCAGUUCACUUAAUUUAAAAAGGUAAGCACUUUUCAUUUAGACCAGCCAAAGGUUCAAUUAAGAUUAGGGAAUAGCAAUGGUACUUUAGUCAAACAGCAGCUACUUCAUUACAAGAUUCAGAUACCAAGUAUACUGCAAUACAAAUCCAAACUUGUACAGUUGGAAAACUUCCUCACAUUGCAUCAAAUACUGGAACAGUUAUUACUGUUUUGUGGGAAAGAAAGCGUAUUUGCUAUUAUUACAUGCACAGUCAAUAUUGGGAAUAACCAUUCUAUGUGUAAAGAUCGUAAUAGUUCGUUUAUUGUGAAUGGCAUCACCUUUUUCUAUGGGUGUUAUAACCUGCGUGUAAAACAAAUAAAAUAUUUUAUGGAUUGCUUAGCAGAGAGGAAUAAAAUCAUUAGUUUUUGCAAUGGGUUCACUUUUUAAUACUUAUUUGGCAUAUGCUAGUGUGUGGAAUAUAAGACUAAGCAUUGUCAAAUGCACAUUCAUUUUAACUGAUCACAGUUUAAUGUACCUAUUUAUUUCAUCAAUUAUAUGAAUUCUUGCUUUGCAAAUAUCUUACUAAAUAGGCACUACAUGUAAGCAUUUCCAUUAAUCUUGAUAUGUAUAAAGAGCUUAUUUAGUAGCAUUUUUGUUUGUUAUAUACUCAGGAUGUUUUUGUCUUUCCUUUAAAACAUUUAUUUGUGCAACUAAUUUUACUGAGUUUGUUUAUUUACAAAGUAAGAGUACAACAAUAGAAAGGAAAAAUAUGGAAGGAGAAAAUCUUCAUUUUAAUUGUGCAAUAAAUGUACUAAUUUUAAAGAGUUAAGUUUAUGAAAUGUUAUUAGUAAAUCUGAGAAUUUUCUUCUUUACACUUUCUAUGGAAUAUUCUGUAAUUGAUUUCAAGGAAAACUGCACUUGUUAAUCAUCGUCAAUGACUUCAAAUUGCCCAAAGUUUUUAGAUGCAGCACCUUCCACAAGUGAAAAUUAGCCUUCUGACUUGAAUUAUAAUGAAAGAAAUAUGUAAUCCCAUCUUUGAAAUUACUGGUGCUCAACUUCUCUUAGACGUUGGCCAUGCUGACUUUUCAAACAAAAUUGUCAAUUGUGUUGUACUUAAAUAAUUGUUUCAAUAAAACAGCUGCAGAAACAAGGAAAA
Molecule: messenger RNA, 11970 nt
Organism: Rhincodon typus (whale shark)
Lineage: Eukaryota; Metazoa; Chordata; Chondrichthyes; Orectolobiformes; Rhincodontidae
Gene: dmxl1
Product: Dmx-like 1
Exons: 44
Coding region: 314-9145 (2943 amino acids)
Biological process (GO): vacuolar acidification
Cellular component (GO): RAVE complex
Molecular function (GO): protein binding
Source: RefSeq, a predicted model, not a curated record